AUACACAGGAAAAAUAGCAAAGAGCAUCGUGAACUGUGCGUGCUCGUAUUCUAUUGUUUACGUCGCACGCGUGACCUUUCGGUGUGUUGCUGUAUUUUGCCCAGCAUACCGUAGUGCCACACGAAGGACUUGUACCUAUGUGUGAUGCUGUUCAUGCGUGAGACGCAGUUUUUCCAAAUUCCAGCGAGUACAGAUCAACGAUUUUCAACGAUAUUUUAGUGCAUGUAGUUAGUUUGUGAUGCGUAAAAUCAUCGAAGAAAGAUCAAUUGUUGACGCGAAAGAUGGAAUCCAGAGAUACACUUAAUGGCGCUGUCAGGGUGAAAGAGGAGCCCAGCGAUGUGUCGCUAAGUGAAAACGUUUGUAAAAUGAUUGACGAGAAACCUGAUCUAAAAAACUUGCAACUCUUAUCACAUCCAUUGGAAAAUUCGAUCAAUAUCCUUCGAAAAUGUGACAUUAAACUUGAAAAUGAACUCGAUGACGAAGUGGAAGUAGUUGCUGAAUGCGAAGAUGUCAAGCCUAACAUUCAUUUAUUGGCAGUCAACAAAGUUGAAGAAGACUCUCAAAAUUUCUUGCAGGAUCUGAAAGAUACUGAUGGUUAUAAAAUUCAAAACUCAAUUAGAAUAGAAACUGCGGAGGGAACGAAACCAAAAAACGAACGAAAUAAAAAAAGUUCUACAGAAGAGUUAAGUAACGAGGACAACCCCAAAGCACAAAUCGGUACAGUGCAUGACGGUACAGCCAACGUAUGUGAAAUAUGCGGGAAGAAAUUGGCACAUACAAGUAGUCUGCGUAGGCAUGUCAAAUCAUUACAUCAGUGCAUUACCCACUCAUGUGAUAAAUGCGAAAAGUCUUUUACUCAAAAAUGUAAUCUCAAAAUCCACAUUGAAACAGUCCACAACGGUAUAUACAUACAUGCGUGUGAUGUUUGCGGAAAGACAUUUUCGCACAGACGUAACGUGAGAAAUCACAUCGAAUCGGUGCACAACGGUGUCAAACAUGCGUGCGUAAUUUGCGGAAAGAUAUUCAACUUAAAGGGCUCUCUCAAAAAACACAUGGAUAAGGUGCAUAACGAUAUCAACCACAGUUGUGACCGAUGUGGAAGGAAAUACUCAAGAAAGAGCAAUCUCAAAAAACACAUAGAUGCGGUGCAUCGCUCACUUAUUACAACUUGAUUAUUUAUUUUAAAUUUCAUUCACAUGUUCGGAAGACUAAUUCAGCCAUUUUCAUUUAUAAUAUCUCGAGUUCCUC
Molecule: messenger RNA, 1248 nt
Organism: Trichogramma pretiosum
Lineage: Eukaryota; Metazoa; Arthropoda; Insecta; Hymenoptera; Trichogrammatidae
Product: zinc finger protein 710-like
Exons: 3
Coding region: 282-1172 (296 amino acids)
Biological process (GO): regulation of transcription by RNA polymerase II
Cellular component (GO): nucleus
Molecular function (GO): RNA polymerase II cis-regulatory region sequence-specific DNA binding; DNA-binding transcription factor activity, RNA polymerase II-specific
Source: RefSeq, a predicted model, not a curated record